Molecule: messenger RNA, 3857 nt
Organism: Telopea speciosissima
Lineage: Eukaryota; Viridiplantae; Streptophyta; Magnoliopsida; Proteales; Proteaceae
Product: myosin-binding protein 2-like
Exons: 4
Coding region: 286-3174 (962 amino acids)
Molecular function (GO): myosin binding
Source: RefSeq, a predicted model, not a curated record
CUCUCUCUUCUCUCUGACUUCUCCGCCGAUUUUUUUUUUUUUUUUGUUCUUUCAAAACUCUUGAGGGUCUUCUUUGGCUGUCUCUCGAAUCUCUACUUCGUCCAAACCGCCGACUUGGUUCCCAUAAAUCUAGUCUCUCUCUUCAUCUUCUUCUUCAUCUGUUCAUCAACCAAUCUCUCUCUCUCUCUCUCUCUCUCUCUCUCUCUCUCUCUCUCUCUCUCUCUCAUGCGCCUUCUGUAAAUAACUAGAGAACAGAGAAACAGGGCGUCAUCAUCAUCAUCAUCCAUGGGUGCCAACAAGUUCGCAACCAUGUUGCACAGAAACACUCAUAGGAUCACAGUAGUUCUCGUCUAUGCAGUCCUUGAAUGGAUUCUGAUAAUUCUCCUCCUCCUUAACUCUUUGUUCUCCUAUCUGAUUUCAAAAUUCGCUGAUUUCUUUGGCCUUAAAUCGCCGUGCCUUUGGUGUUCAAGACUUGAUCAUGUGUUCGAGCCCGGAAAGAACAGGGUUUCUUACAGAGAUCUUGUUUGUGAAAUCCAUGCCUCUGAGAUUUCCAAAUUGGGUUACUGUAGCAAACAUGACAAGUUGGUCGAUGCGCAGGAUAUGUGUGAGGAUUGCUCGUCCUCUCGGCCUGAUUCUCAUGGUAAGACAUUGGAUAUUGGGAGAAGGAUCGCUCUGUUUUCUUGGGUGAAACAGAAGAGCAUGAUCUCCCGUAAUGGGGAGAAACUGAUUGAGAACGGCGAGAAGAACCCUACAUGUUCAUGCUGCGAUGUGAGCUUGGAAAGCAAAUUUUACUCUCCUUAUUUGCUGCUCAAGCCUUCCUGGGGUGUUCUGGAUUAUGCCCAGAAAGCAAAUUUGAUUACUACGGCCAUUGAUGCGGACAACGAUGGAGGUGAUUACUCCGAUCCCUGCAAAUCUGAUUGCCCCACAGAUGAACAGGAGAUGGAAAGCAAAAGAGGAGUUGAUGGAGAAGAAGAUGGUUUUGAUGAUGGUGUUACGGAAGAUGAACAUCCUAUUCCCUUUGAUGUCGAUGAAGGUGUUCAAAGCAGAGAUGAAGCAGAGGAGGACUGCUCCCAAUGCGGAGAAAUGGUUGGGGAUGAAGAAGAGAAAAUUAAUACUGUUGAGAUGACUAAACAAGAGCCCAUCGACGAGAUUGAAUCAGAGGCCAAAAUUGAAGUUUGUUCCAGAACAGAUGCAUCUGUUGAAAUUCUUCCUCUGCCUUUGGAGAAUCCUGGUGAUGUGGAUGAUCAUCGCCUUCUCCCCGUCGAAUCCAGUUGCAGAAAGGAAGAUCAGAACAAGCCUGCGAAUCGGGAUGUAGUGAUGGGUUCUGAAUCACUCACUGAUACCCAAUUUAAAUUCAUUGCCACACAAUUUGAUUUCAUACUCGAGAGGGGUAAUCUUUCAGAACGGGCAGUAGCAGUGGCUUCAGGAGAUAAGAACGCAGUGUCCACAAAGCUUGAAUCCAUGGAUUCAGUUUUACAUGUUGAGAAGUGCAAAGACAGCGAUGAUUUUGAAGUGGCAGCAGGGAAGGAAUCAGACAAUCGUCCUGCAUCAGAAGCUGUUUCUGAAAUUCUGGGAGAUCAUAUCAGAUCAAGGAUCUUGGAAGUGACAGAGGAACCAUUUGAUAUGUCUCAAGAUCUUGAGUUUGUUCCUUCAUUUUCAUGUCUAGAGCAAAAUCAAUACUUCGAGAAUCAUGAUGGUGCUAAAAAUUCUAAUCAUUGCGAUACUUUGAUGGUAGAAAGGAAUCAAGGUCCUAAGCAAGCUGCUGAGGAUGCAACCAUGGAAGACAGAAGCACAUCCUUUGAUAGGGAUGAACAGAAAAUAAACCAUCAUUUAUCCUUAUGUUCAGAAAUCAAUGAAGUUGAUGAAGAGAAAGCCCCUGAAACACCCACUUACAUAGAAGGUCUCCACAACCUACAUAAGAAGAUAGUGCUGCAAGAGAAAAAGGAAUUUGGAGCCGAAGAGUCUCUGGAUGGAAGUGAGUUUGAAGGUGGAGAUGGGGUUCUGACUAUUGAAAGCGUAAAAUCAGCUCUGAGCGCAGAACGCAAGGCUCUCAAUGCUCUGUAUGCCGAACUAGAAGAAGAGAGGAGUGCCUCUGCAAUAGCCGCUAACCAAACAAUGGCUAUGAUAACCAGGCUUCAAGAAGAGAAAGCUGCAAUGCAGAUGGAAGCACUGCAAUAUCAAAGGAUGAUGGAAGAACAGUCUGAAUAUGACCAAGAAGCUCUGCAGCUCCUGAAUGAGCUCAUGGUUAAGAGGGAGAAGGAGAAGCAAGAGCUAGAGAAAGAGUUGGAAAUAUAUCGCAAGAAGGUCCUUGAUUACGAGACUAGAGAGAAGAGGGUGAUGAGAGGAAGGAAGGACAGUAAUGGGAGGAGCAGAACUUCGUCUGCUUAUUCUAGUAAUGCAGAGGACAGCGAUGAGCUAUCUAUUGAUCUUAAUCAUGAAGUCAGGGAUGAAAAUGGCUUCUAUAGCCACCAAGAAAGUCGCAACAGCAAUCACUACACUCCUCCUGAUACAGUUCUAGAUUUGGAAGAUGUGGGGCUAGAGUGUGCAAAGCAUUUAACGACGCUUAAUGAUUCACUGGGUGACUUCGAAGAAGAAAGGCUUUCAAUUCUAGAGCAGCUCAAGGUGCUGGAGGAGAAGCUUUUCACAUUGGAUGAUGACGAAGAACAGUUCUUUGAGGACAUCAAACCAAUGGGACAUGUUCCAGAACAGAACGGGAAGGAAUUGAAUGAGGAUAUAGCCCUGUGCCAUCAAGAAGUAAAUGGUGUUGCAAAUGGUUUCUCUGAGGACUCGGACAUCAACCAUCAUAAAGAGAGAAGAAACAUCAGUGCUAAGGGAAAGAGCCUCCUUCCUCUUUUUGAUUUAAUUGGUACAGAAAAUGGAGAUGUUGUAGUGAAUGAAGAAAUAGCAGGGUUUAAUGGUGUUCUCUCACAAGACUCUCUGGUUUCCAAUUUCACACAGGAGAACAGGAGGUCUGCUAUUGAAGAGGGGGUGGAUAAUCUCUAUGAGAGGCUACAUGCUCUCGAGGCGGAUAGGGAGUUCUUGAAGCAUUGUAUAAUCUCCUUGAAGAAAGGAGACAAGGGAAUGGAUCUUCUCCAGGAGAUUCUACAACACCUUCGCGAUCUAAGGUCUGUGGAGCUGCGUGCGAAGAAUAUGGGUGAUGGAGCUCUAGCAUAAGAUCUAUUAAAUCAAUGCACACGAGGAAUUAAUGGAACAAUUUCUUGGAGUCGAUCAAUUACAGUCCGGAUUCAAGUGAACGAAGCACUUGGCGCACGGCGAUCAUACAAGACUAGACACAAUGAAUUUGGGGUCUUUUACAUUAGUAUGGGAAGUUCCCCUUGAAGGAAGGGAGGCUUCUGAUAUGGUUGAUUUGGUGAUGUUAGUCUACAAGGAGCAGAGACAGGGAGUGAAGUCUUCCUCCUUUUUCUUUUUCUUUUGGUGUCCAAGUAAGCCCUAGUUUUUGUGGGUUGUACCCAUCAACACCUUUUACAGGGAAAGGUAGAAGAUGGGGGAGGCAGGGAGGUGAGUGUGUGUCUGUUUAGGUCAGUCAGGUCAGGCCACCCUGUCAUUGUUAGUGUGAGAAAUCCUGGCUUUCAAAAGUUUGAGAGAUCCAACCAAGAUUCUGGUGCCAGGUGAGUUGCAUUAGUCUUAUAUAAAGAUAGGACUAGUACAGGUUUUUUCUUUCCAAAUUUUUUAUUGUUUUGUAGAAGGGAGAGAGAUGUUAACUCUUUCUUUCCCACAUAUUUGCAUCAUUCUUAGCAUAUGGGUUUUUGGCUUUUUGAUGGUCUUAGUUGGAUUUAUUUGUAAAAUAUAUGUAUCCAUGUGUAUGUAUAUGAGUGCUGCGGCUGGUUUAAUUUGCA